Molecule: messenger RNA, 888 nt
Organism: Bipolaris oryzae ATCC 44560
Lineage: Eukaryota; Fungi; Ascomycota; Dothideomycetes; Pleosporales; Pleosporaceae
Exons: 2
Coding region: 1-888 (295 amino acids)
Biological process (GO): transmembrane transport
Cellular component (GO): mitochondrial inner membrane
Molecular function (GO): S-adenosyl-L-methionine transmembrane transporter activity
Source: RefSeq, a predicted model, not a curated record
AUGCCAAACCCCUCCCCCGCCCUUGCACCGCAGCGCAAACCAUGGGUUGAAUCGCCAUAUCUAGUCUCUUUACUUGCAGGCGGCCUAUCAGGCACAACCGUAGACCUAUCCCUCUACCCCCUCGACACGCUCAAAACGCGCCUCCAAUCCUCCUCGGGCUUCGCCUCCAGCGGCGGUUUCACCGGUAUAUACCGUGGCGUCGGCUCUGCAAUCGUCGGAUCCGCACCGGGCGCAGCGCUCUUCUUCGUAACAUACGAUGGCGUGAAGCGACUUUCCAGUCCAGGGAAAGGGAAGGGGGAGGGGGAGGGACAGGGAGAAGGGGCGUUGGUACACAUGGCAGCGGCGAGUUUGGGAGAAGUAGCGGCGUGUGCGGUGCGUGUGCCGACAGAGGUGGUGAAGCAGAGGGCGCAGGCGAGUCAGUUUCCGUCGUCGAGGAGCGCGCUGAUGCAUAUUCUGGGGCAAAGACGGGAGCGCGGGGUGUUGCAUGUGUGGCGCGAGUUGUAUCGUGGGUGGGGGAUUACGAUUAUGAGGGAGGUGCCGUUUACGGUGAUUCAGUUUCCGCUCUGGGAGGCGAUGAAGGGGUGGCGGUGUCGACGGACGGGGAAGACACAGGUGAGUGGGUUGGAGGGCGGAGUGCUGGGGAGUGUGGCGGGUGCGGUGGCGGCGGCCGUGACGACGCCGUUGGAUGUGCUCAAGACGCGCAUGAUGCUUGCGAAGGAGAAGCAGCCAAUGGUUAGUAUGUUGAGGAGUAUCCUGCGGGAAUCGGGCCCGAAGGCCUUCUUUGCGGGGCUGGAACCGCGCGUGGGAUGGAUUAGUGUCGGGGGAGCUAUCUUCCUGGGUUCGUACCAGUGGGCGAGUAAUCUGCUGGGAGGUGUGGAACAAGAGUGA